This is a messenger RNA of Saccoglossus kowalevskii, 682 nucleotides long. Its product is annotated as importin subunit alpha-1-like. Gene Ontology annotation, biological process: protein import into nucleus. Gene Ontology annotation, cellular component: cytoplasm. The record is from RefSeq and is a predicted model, not a curated record. Gene Ontology annotation, molecular function: protein binding; nuclear import signal receptor activity. NCBI's taxonomy places the organism in Eukaryota, Metazoa, Hemichordata, Enteropneusta, Harrimaniidae.
UCAGGGUGAUUUCAAGAGUCAAAAAGAAGCAGUGUGGGCAAUAACCAACUACACCUCAGGUGGUACAGUAGAACAGAUUAUAAUGAUAGUUCAGGCUGGUGUACUGAAACCACUCUGUGAUCUUAUGGUUGUCAAAGAAGCAAAGGUUGUCUUGGUCAUCUUAGAUGCUAUUGGCAAUCUUCUUCUGGCUGGAGAGAAACUUAAUCAAGUGGAUGUUGUUAGUUUGAUGAUAGAAGAGUGUGGUGGGUUGGACAAACUGGAAGGCCUACAGCAACAUGAGAAUGAACAAGUUUACCAGGCAGCAUUGAAGCUUAUUGAAAAAUUCUUCUCCGGAGAGGAGGAUGAAGAUGAUACAGUCGCUCCAGAUUCCACAACUGGUGUUUAUGAAUUCUCGGCACAAGCUGCUGUACCACAAGGCGGAUUCUCAUUCUAAAUCUAUAUUUAUCUACACACACACCUCCACAAACGUACAUACACAUGCAAGACUUUAACGGUAAAACCAUCAAGUUAAAUUGCAGUUCAAUCUAAAGUUGCAAUUUACGAUGUGCAAGUCUUGGCUUUAGGUUUAAGGCAAGUGUAAGUUAUAUGUAUAUACAAAUUAAAAGCCAAGGUGUGAAUUUCUUCAAAACUAAUGUUGCCAUCGGCUUCACUAUUAUGAUUGGUUUCAAUGCUAUGGUUUUUU